This is a messenger RNA of Closterium sp. NIES-65, 4584 nucleotides long. The record is from the annotation of a GenBank genome assembly. NCBI's taxonomy places the organism in Eukaryota, Viridiplantae, Streptophyta, Zygnematophyceae, Desmidiales, Closteriaceae.
AUGGGGCAGUUGCCGCGUUUUGAUGGACGUUCACCGGACCCUAAGGUGUGGAUUAGUCAGGCCACGCGUGCAUUACGGUGCUUCCUAGCCUCCAUACCCGAGGAGCAGCAGUUAGAUUACCUACUGAUGCACCUGACGGACUCCGCCUACGUGUGGGCGGAGAGCAAGGAUUUUCAGUCUGUAGCGGGCUUUGAUAAGGCUUUUAAGGAGCGCUUUAUUUGGGAAUCAACCGCUAAUGUCAUGCAGAGGCUGUCGGCUUUGAAGCAGAAACCGGGGCAGACGGUGACGGAGUUGGCGGACGAAGUGAGGCAGCUGGCGGCCUACGUUCCCAACUACCCUACGGCCAUGGCGGUGAGACACUUUAUUGAGGGGUUGGGGGACAAAGGCUUGAGGGAGAGGGUGCUGGGAGGAAGGCCAAUCUCCCUGGAGGCGGCUGAAGAAGCUGCCAAGUACUUUGUGUCCUAUUCGUUACCCAUGGGGAUAGAGCCGGUGGUGGAAGCUGCUAAAGAGAAGGACCCGGUGAAUAAGGAGUCAGAGGUGGAUAAAAUCACCAAGCAGCUGGAGAAGCUGAGUAUCCAGUUAGCCCAGAUGCAGCAAGGAAGGGGAGGCGGCUUACUCCCUAGGCCGGCAGGAGGCGGAUUUAAAUGUUACCAGUGCGGAAAGGAGGGGCAUAUGGCUCGGGACUGCACCCAAAAGGGACGGGCGGCGCUGAACGUCAUGCAGCAGGUCCUAGAAGGAAAAGCCCCGACUAUAGCGGAAUUUCUUAACGGGGAAGAGGGAAAGCUGGAUAUGCUGGUCGGACCUCGGAAAAGGCAGGCGGUCCGGGACCCGGAAGGAUGGGGAAUAGACGAGGCGAGGGAGGAGUUGAGGAAGAAGCUGGCUGAGACGGGCGGGGCUGAGGAAGCAGCUAAGGGAUCCCGGUUUGUACGGAGGCCACGGGUAUCCGCCCUACCCAACUCAUAUAAUGUGGUGGACCAGCUGAAACUCACCCCCGUGAGCGCCAGCGUCUGGAAUUACAUAAGCGACAGUGACAAGGUGAGAAAAGAGUUGUUGGAUGCUCUGAAGCUGGCUGAGGAUAAGGGGAAGGAGGACGGGGCAGCCGCCAUGCAAGGGGUUUCGAUAGUGGCAGCUGCUCCACGGGAGUCUAGGCAUGAGGACCCGAUCCCCAGCAAUCUAGUCUUCCAAGUCCCCCAGUGCGAUGUCCACCUAGGCAAGCACCGUCUGACCGCAAUAGUUGAUUCCGGUGCGUCCCAAACGGCCCUUUCGCACGUCAUCGCUAGGAAGUUAGGGCUCCUACCCUACCUCCAGGACACCACGAUAGAGUAUACCACCUCUAGUGGGGAGACGUCGAAGCCAUGGGGGAUUUUGCCUGACGUGCCGGUGCGGGUGGGGAAGCUGACCCUCCCAAUCGAUAUAGCGGUGACCGGGGCAAAUACCUAUGACAUGCUGCUAGGACAGGACUGGAUCUAUUCGGCUAAUGCAGAUAUCCUGACCAGCAAAGGACAGAUAGUGUACCGGGUCAAUACCAAAGAGACAGACUCGGUCCCUAUCACCACUGGACCCGUGGGCAUGGGUAGCCGUCCCUCCUAUGUGUCCCUCCCGCCCCAAACACCCCGCAGGAAUGAUCCCAACCCCCCUCAGCAUUGGUCCGGGAUGAAUGAGGAGGAGUUCCAGCGGUGGCUAGAGGAGAAGCAGCUCCUCCUAGCCAAAGAGCAAGGGCGCAUCCGGUUAACGGAGGAGGAGGAGGCGGAUUACUGGGCAUGGGUCCAGGAGGAAGCGGAGUUGGAUCGGGCGGAGUUGGACGUCCUAGAACUCAAGGAGCAUGAGUUCUAUGAGGAGCUCGGGGCAGACGGGCUCAAUGGCAUACCCGAGGGAGUUGAGCCAGAAGGAGAAGUCGGGACGGAUGACGAGAUGCCUAAUCUCUUUGGGUCGGAUGGGGAACGUUACUCUGACCUUGGGGCGUCGGAUGAUGAGGCUGGGGAACCACAAUGGGACAUGGGGUAUGAGGAGGCACGGAAGGCUGUGGAGGAAAAAGGGGAAAUCACGGACCUAUGGGAAGGGGAUUCGAUGACGGACGGGGAAGAGUACCUGGUGGAGGACAAGGAGGAAGGGGAGCUGAUUUAUGAGGGGAAGGGGCACCGGAUCAGUCCGGACUACCUAUUCGAGCUAUUCAAUUACCCGGCAGCUGAGCGGUGGCAAUACUUGGCAGCUGAAAAAGGGGAUGAAGGUCGGAUAGUUCUUGGUAGUUAUUACAGCCUCAAAAAGGAGGCCCCUCGAGUUGCCUGCCCUGCCUUUGAGGACCUACCGGUAUCACUCAACCAUGAAUUAGGGAUGGCCCAACAGACGGACCUGAGGAAGCUGCUGGUAGAGUAUCGGGAGGUCUUUGCCACAGAAGCCGAACCGUUAGGCACCCACCCCACCGUCCUUCAUCACAUUGCCACUGGGUCAGCCAAGCCCAUAUCCCACAAACCAUACCGGGUAUCCCCAUCGGAACGGGCUCGGAUAGAAGAGGAGGUAGCGGCCCUCUUAGAACAAGGCGUGAUCCGACCCUCCAACAGCCCCUGGGCCUCCCCGUGUAUCGUCAUCCCGAAAAAGGACUUCGGUGAUCGGGUGGUGAUCGAUUACCGACCCCUCAGUGCGGUGACAGAAGCAGCGGACCAGUUUCCCAUGCCAAGGAUAGAUGAUAUCCUCGACCGGAUGACGGGGUCGCUGUAUUUCUCAGUCCUCGACGUCAAAUCGGCCUAUCAUACCAUCAGAGUGGCCGAAGAGGACAUCCCUAAGACCGCUUUUGUUACCUCCUCGGCUGGGGAAGAAAGCAGCAGCUCGGUUGAUGGGGAAGGGGACGGAGGGGAUAGUGGUGAAGAGGAAGGAGACGAGGUGGACGGCCGUGAGCCAGAGGAACUGAGUAGCAAUACGGAAAAACGGGAUGGGGAAGAAGAAGGAGAGGUCGGACGAGCCGGAUCCGAAGAAGCCGAUAAUGAGGAUGAAGGGUCGGGAGAAGAGGACGAUGAAACAGACGGAUCCGGAGAUGGGGAUGGUGAGGACGGGGAGGAGGAGGAAGAAGAGGAGGAAGAGGAGGAGGCAACCGAAGGGGACAAGGAGAUGGUGGCUCCAGGGGUAGGAGGACAGGAAAAUGACCAUGAAGGGUCGGAAGAGAGGAGGUUAUCACCGCCAAUGACACAACCUCUCAAAAAGGUCAGACGUGAUAAGGGGAAAUUGAAGGAGGAAGCCGGGACCUCAAAGGGGGAUGAAAAAGAGGCCGGGGGAGGUGGACCCCCACACGGAUCUCAUGAGGGAGAGCAGCCGGAUAGAAGUCUCGCAUCCGAGACGAGCACGCUAGAUAUUUGGGAUGACCUCAACACCCUGUUCUACCUGGAGUGCGGGGAGGUUGAUCCGGCGUGGGAUACGGCUGAGAAACGGAGGGUGCGGGCCCGGGGAAAGAAGUUCGAACUACGGGAUGGGGUGCUCUGGAACCUGAAGGCAAAGGGGGAUAAAAAGCCGGUCCCUAGGAAGGAAGAGAGAGGGGAGAUCAUUAGCCUCCUCCACGGGCUGGGGCACCUUGGGGUCCAACGCACCACAGACCUGGUUCGGAAGCAGUACGACUGGUAUGGCAUGGGGAGUGACGUAUCAGCCUUUGUACGAGGGUGCCCUACCUGCACUUUCCAGAGGGGAUCCUGGACGGCAAAAGGGGAAUUGCGGCCGGUCCCAGUAACAAAGCCAUGGGACAGAGUGGUGAUCGACUUCGUCGGCCCACUACCGGUGACGGAAAAAGGGGGGAACCGAUACAUAAUAUCGGCCAUGGACCACUUCACCAAGUGGCCUGAGUGCAAGGCGGUGAGGCAUGCGGACUCAGCAACGGCAGCCGCGUUUGUAGCUGAGAAGAUCAUCUCCACACACGGCUGCCCGUUGGUGAUCCACACGGACAAUGGGCAACAUUUUCAUGGGGAGUUCGGGGUGCUGUUGGAAAAAUUCGGGAUUUAUCAUGAAUUCUCUCGCCCCAAUCAUCCUCAGAGCUCGGGGCUUAUUGAGAGAUUCCAGAGGACGCUAAAGGGGGCGUUGGUGAGGUUGGGGGAGACCAACCCAUUCGAAUGGGAUGAAAACAUCUGCUGGGUCCUGCUGGGGUACCGGGCCUCCAUUCAUUCCUCCACCAAAUUCUCCCCCUUUUUCUUACUCUAUGGCCGCCACCCCAACAUCACGGGUAGCACCUUGACGGAAUGGGAGGUAAAGGAGCUGACCGAGCUAUCCACCGAGGAGGAAGCCGAUGCAGCAGCUGGACUUAUCUAUGAGAGGUCCUCGGAGAUGGAGCUGGCUCUGGCAAAGGCAGCUGAGAACCAUGAUAAGGCACAGGAGAAGCAGAAGGUCGACUUUGACCGACGUCGAACCCUCCUGGAGCCGAUCAGGGUAGGAGAUUUUAUCCGGAUCAAACCGACCAAGAGGGUGGCUUGGGCAGACCAGGACCGGAAGUACAAGACCCUCUUUAGGGUCAAAGAGGUGGAGGCAUUUCAUGUGACCUUGGAGGCAAAAGGGGGGAUGGUAUGGCGGGAAUCCAGGGAGAACGUGAAGGUGGUGCAGGUCACCUUGUGA